Messenger RNA from Corvus hawaiiensis (hawaiian crow), 9106 nucleotides. It is a transcript of the gene MRTFB, whose product is annotated as myocardin related transcription factor B. Bases 943 to 4260 code for a protein of 1105 amino acids. Gene Ontology annotation, biological process: smooth muscle cell differentiation. The transcript is spliced from 17 exons. The record is from RefSeq and is a predicted model, not a curated record. NCBI's taxonomy places the organism in Eukaryota, Metazoa, Chordata, Aves, Passeriformes, Corvidae.
GUCCUGGGACGCGGCUCGCACCGGCCCGGCCCCUGCCGUGCGGCCGCUGGUGGAUGUAUCCCGUGUUACUAUUUGUUAGUAAGGAACGCUCGCUCCCGGGUGAAGUGCAGGGCUGUGAGCAGGAGGGAGGCACUGCGGGCCCGGCCCGAAGCCUGCGGGCGUUGAGAUGGGAGCGCCUCGCCCGGAGCCGCGGAGGGGAGACGUGAGUCCUCCGUGACCCCAGUCGUGCAGCUGCAGCGGAGCUCACUGAGCUGUGAGAAGAGCGACCCUUAGACCAGGGACUGUUAACGAGUUCGACUUGUUUUCUGCGACGUUACGUGGAUUUUAGGUGGCACUUGGUUAAUCCAUUUUAGGGUGGUCAGGCAUUGGAAUAGGUUGCCCAAGAAGGUGGGGGAGUCACCAUCCGUAAGGCGUUUUAAGGACUGGAUGUGGCGCUGGGUGAUACAGUUUGGAGGUUUCGGUGGUAGUGCUGGUUUGAUGGUUGGACUGGACAAUAUUAAAGGUCUCUUUCAAGCUCGACGAUUCCACGAUUCUAGAAUCAGCUUUGUAAACAAGUGUAUGCACAGCACCUGUAUGCACAGACCCCCAUCCCGGGUGCAGGUCACUUGACUGACGCUUGCGGCAGUGACAUUCUUUGGGACGCGGGGAGCCAGGUGGAGAGCUGUGCUGCCGUGCCGUGCAUUUCUGCCAGCAAAUACAUUUGCCUUUGUUCCAUUUAUGUGAGUCUUGUAUUGGCGUGCAAGUGUGCAGUGCAGAAAACUGCUGUUAGUCAGUCUCAGUGCAGUCGAGAGAUAAUACCAGGACUUCUGGCUGCAGCAGGCAAUUAGCUGAAAUAAAGACUACAGGACUUAAAGUGAAUAACUUGUCUAGUUAUGAAGAAUGUGCUGAAACAGACACUUUAGAAGGGUGCUAGAGAUACAAGAGCGCCGAGGCGUGCCCGGGAUGGAGCCCGCGGGGCCGGCGGACGGCGAGGACGAGCCCGGGCCCCCGGCGCGGCUGGCGCCCAGCCCGCACAGCGAGGCCGUGGCGCACGAGCUGCGGGGGCUGUCGCUGCAGCCCAGCCCCUGCCUGCCGCCCCUCACCGAGCGCAAGAAUGUACUUCAGCUGAGGCUGCAACAGAGACGGACACGAGAACAACUGGUGGACCAGGGCAUCAUGCCACCCUUGAAAAGUCCAGCUGCAUUCCAUGAGCAGAUAAAGAGCCUGGAACGAGCCAGGACUGAAAAUUUCUUGAAGCACAAGAUCCGCAGCAGGCCGGACCGCUCGGAGCUGGUCAGAAUGCACAUCCUGGAAGAGACCUUUGCAGAGCCUUCACUACAAGCCACUCAGAUGAAACUGAAGAGAGCUCGGUUGGCAGAUGAUCUGAAUGAGAAGAUUGCUCAGAGACCUGGCCCUAUGGAACUGGUAGAAAAAAAUAUUCUUCCUGUAGACUCCAGUGUUAAAGAAGCCAUUAUAGCAGUUGGACAAGAGAAUUACCCUCAAGCUUUGGAUGAUUUCUCAUUUGAUGAAGACAGCAGUGAUGCUUUAUCACCAGAUCAACCAGCCAGCCAAGAAUCCCAGGGUUCAGCAGCUUCCCCUGGUGAGCCAAAAACAAGUGACUCACCCUCACCUAUAACCCCAAAUGCUGCUACAUCAACACAGUAUCCACCUUUAACCUCUCCAGUUCCUGAAUUCCUCAAAACUCCCUCUACAAUCGAACAGCACGUGACACGUUCCACUGCUGCAACCACCCUGACCACAACCACUGUAUCUGCAGCAAAGCCUGGGCCAACGUUAGUGAAGCAAAGCCACCCAAAGAACCCAAAUGAUAAGCAUCGGAGCAAGAAAUGUAAAGAACCUAAGCCAAGGGUGAAAAAAUUGAAGUAUCAUCAAUAUAUUCCACCUGAUCAGAAAGGUGAGAAAAAUGAGCCACAGAUGGACUCCAACUAUGCUCGUCUGCUACAACAGCAGCAACUGUUUUUGCAGCUGCAGAUCCUGAGCCAACAGCAACAACACUACAACUACCAGACAAUUCUACCUGCACCACUGAAGCCACUGAAUGACAAACAGAGCAACAAUGGGAAUUCACCACUGAAUACUUUGAACAACAGUACACCAACAUCAGCUGCCAGCUCACCAAGACAGAACAGUAAUGUUCCUAGCAGGAAACCAGGACCUCUACCUUCAAGCUUGGAUGACUUGAAGGUAGCAGAACUUAAAAUGGAGUUGAAACUGAGGGGAUUACCAGUGUCUGGAACAAAAACAGAUCUUAUCGAGCGUCUGAAAACAUAUCAAGAUCUUAACAACAAUGGGGUUGCUACAAGUACCUGUGUGACAGUGACCACUUCUAGUGGGGCCACAGGUAACACUGGGGAAGUGACUGUGGCAUUUCCUGUUGCAACACUCAAUAAACCAGUGGUUAAUACAAUAUCCAGCUUCCCUCCAGAAAAAACAUCUACUGGACCUGGCAGCAAAGCAGUAAAUACUGAAAAUAUUAGCUCUCCUUUGCCUAUAUCUCCCUCUCCUUCUGAACAGUCAAGUCUAAGCACAGAUGAUACGAGUAUGGCAGAUACUUUCCCAGAAAUGACCAUGAUGUCACCGUCCCAGUUCCUAAGUACUUCACCACUGAGAGCAAACACAAACGAGGAUAAUCAGAAUCGCAGCAGUGGAAGCAUCUCAACCAUGGAGUUUGAUGUAGCAGAAAAGGACCGCAAGCUUCAAGAAAAAGAAAAGCAGAUUGAAGAGCUCAAAAGAAAACUGGAACAAGAGCAAAAACUUGUGGAAGUAUUGAAAAUGCAGCUUGAGGUUGAAAAAAGGGGACAACAGCAACAGUCUCAGACUUUUGGUAACUCAGCUGCUUUGGAACAGAAGCAAUUCAGUGCUGCUGUCAAAGAUGAAACUGCUCCUGCUGACUGCUCAAGUACAAGUCAACCUGUACCUGUAGCCAGCCAUUCCUUAGGACAGUCAGUGUACACCAGUGGCCAGAAUCCAGUUGCCAAAAAGGCAGUUGUUAUCAAGCAGGAGAUACCCGUGGCCAAAGCUGAACCUCAGAAUGCCAUUUCUCAGUUUUAUGUUAGUCCACAGAGGCAGCCACAAACUGCAGUUGUUGCCCAGCCUCAAGCUUUAUUAACUACCCAAGGAACUGCCCAGCUGCUCCUCCCACUGUCUAUCCAGGGACCGAAUGCUGCUACUGCAGUGCAGUUACCAGUCGGAAAUAUCAAGUUGCAGGCUCAAUCACAAGCUGGAAUACAGACCCCAUCACAAAUACCUGCUCCUAUUUCUUCCUCUGGCCUGGUGCAAACAGCACCUCAGAUGCAUACUCCACAAUCAAAACAAAAUACCAUCACGCAGCAUGCACUUGGUCAGACCCAACAAAUCAGAAAGGUUUUUCCACCUGCCACAUCAAAUGCAGUAUUUUCCUAUCAGACUGCACCAGUUACAACACCUUCACAAUCUUUUAUUAAUAAAACAUCAAACUCUAACAUUCACCCUGGUGGUAGUCAGGUCCCCUCUGUGCAGAAUGGACCUGCUGCUCCCAACAAGCCUGGGUCUCCAUCUCAAGCCCAGCCUUACAUUGUUCAGCAACCCCUCUUCAACAACACAGUGUCCAAGACAAAAGAUCCUCCUCGUUACGAAGAGGCCAUAAAACAGACCCGCAAUAUUCAGCCAUCACACCAUGAGAUUUCCAGCGCACACAGUCAGCAGAUGGAUGAUCUUUUUGAUAUUCUCAUCAAGAGUGGAGAGAUUUCCCUUCCAAUAAAAGAAGAACCAUCUCCCAUAUCUAAAAUGAGACCAGUAACAGCCAACAUCACUACAAUGCCAGUGAAUACAGUGAUAUCCCGUCCACCUCCACAGAUCCAAAUGGCCCCUCCUUCUGUGUCCUUAGAACCAACAACCAGCUUGUCUAUAAGUUUGGAAAACCAACUUGAAGCCCUCUUGGAUGGAACUUUACCAUCAGGUAAUGAAAUUCCUCAACUGACAAGCAGUAAUGAGGACAGAGAGUCAUUUUCUUUAAUUGAAGACCUCCAGAAUGAUCUGCUUAAUCACUCCAGCAUUUUAGAUCACUCUCAUUCACCCAUGGAAACAUCUGACCCACAGUUUACUACUAAUAAUUCUUGUCUGUCUCUUGACCUUCCUGAUACAAAUUUGGACAAUAUGGAAUGGCUGGACAUUACAAUGCCCAGCUCCUCAUCUGGACUCACCCCUCUCAGUUCUGCUGCCCCGAGCGUGUUUUCCACUGACUUUCUAGAUCCACAAGAUCUACAGUUGCACUGGGAUUAAGCUAUAGCCAAUGAGAACAUGACCUGCAAGUCUUUUUACAGCAGAGGUCCAUUAUUACACCAUUCUGAUUGCAGUUAACAUAAAUUAAGACAGUAAUGUUUGGAAGAACAAAUGCUUGAAGCUAAUUCCUUAUUGAUUUUCAAGUUUACAACAGUGAAUCAAUCACUUUAUGCACCUAUCAGUAAUGCAGAUCAGGGCCCUCUGAAAGCUGUAUUUCACAAAUCAAGAAAGGAUGAUUGUACUUAGUGAUUAAAAGUACCCCAAGGUAAAUGUAUCAAAAAUAUUUAAGAAAGAAGUUAUGUCUCUGACUUUGUAAUGCUUAAAUGAGCAACACGUGACUAAACUUAGAGUGAGAUGUCAGUUCUCUGUAUUGACCCAGUGAGCAAAUGUCUGGGGGAGGGGAGGUAUCACUGCACUUCAUUGUUCCUGUGGAAAGCCUGAGCCAGGUUCAGAACUAAUUGUGAGGGCAAAGGCAAGUAGAAGCACUGGCUGGUUCAGUGAAAUUUCAUAUAUCUAGGCUCUUAAUUUGUUCAAGUUGUUUUUAUAUUUUGCUUUUGUGGAUUUUAAAACACUUCCCCCAUUCUUUAAUCAUGAGGGAGGAAUUUAACUGCAUCCAAAGGGAUAUUAAGUGUAACUGCAAGAAAUCCACUGUAGCUAUGCCAGGUAAUAUUGAGAACACUGAAUUUUCUAUAGCAAUGCUCUGGAUUUAAUAGCUAGGUUUUAAUGUGUAUAUCAGACAGUUAUUUGUAUACUCUUUUAACUUUAUAUAGCUUAUUUUUGUGAACAGAGGGGAACACAGUGGUCUUCAAACAAGAGAUUACUAUAAUGGAAGUAAAUACCCUAUUUUGCUUUGUGUUUGAGGACAUUUGUUAGAUCAUUGACUCCAGUAUCUCAGCAUAUUAGAACAGUUUGAGGGAGUAGAAAAGUUUAAUUAAUAGUGUUGUACACUACAAUCCUGCAAGCAUCUAUGCAAGAAUAGUCCCAGUGCUCUCAUGAUGUUUGUAGGAUGAGAUCAAGUUGCAGGGGACAGUACUGACAGGACAGCCAUCAUUUCUUAAUGAAUACUUUGUCUAUUGAACAGCUUUGUCUACCACUACAUAACAUCAGGGAAGCCAACAGAGAAGCUGCUCAGUGAGAAUCCUAAACACCAGUAUCAGAAUGUACUGUUUUGUGAUAAGAAGGUAUAUUGCAUAUCUGAAACAUAAUAGCAAAAAUUACACUCUUACCUCACAGCACAGCAUGUGAAUAUUUUUUUUGUUUUAAAACCCUUAGUUGUUGUUUUCAGAGUCUAUUAUGAAAGCAGUUAGAAAAACAAAAAAUUCAAGUAGAAUUAAUGUAUUUUGACAUUCUAUGGUUGUCUCUCAGGUAAUAGCUGUUAAAUGUUGCCAUAGAUGAUGGAGGCUGAUAAUCAAACACAAAACUGGAAUUUCCUUUUAGGGAAUUCCUAAAUUAAGAUAAAAGGAAACAGUCCCCCAUUUCCUGAAACAGGGAAACGUGGUAUGUUUUCUAGUAUGAAAACUAUUCUUUCCUCACCAAAAAGUUUCAAAAAUAAAGUUUUGUAGGAAUGAAUGAAAAAAUGCCCCGAAGCUUUUGCCUACUAUAUGUAUCAAAGAAAUACUGAAAACAGUGAAUAGCUGUUAACCACUUAGCAACCUUUACCACAUUCUUCAAAAAGGAAAACACAACACAAUCAUGUUAACACCAAACAAAUACUUCUGUCAGAAAAUGUUAUGGAAUUAACUGCAAAUUUGCAUCUCCACAUAUAAUGCAGUCUGGUUUACUGAUACUACAGAACUCCAUUGGCUUCAGAUAAAAUAAUGGAUUACAUCAUUGAUUCAGGGUUUAAACUGAUACCAUAUGUUAGCAUCAUAUCAAUUAUAGCGCUUUAAAUCAUUAUGUAUCUUCACUAGUUUUACUGGCCAAGAAUUACUGUAAUAUGAAACUAAGUGCAAGAAAACAAUCUUUGGAGAUUUUCGUUACACACAGUUGAAAGACACAAUUCCUUACUCCUUCUUGCUGUGCCUACAAUACUUGAGUACAAUAUUACAUGUGGACUGUCUGCCUUAAGCUUUGAUGGUAUAGGAUUUUUCAAUAACACUGAACACUUACAUUCAACUUUUUGCAUUCCUGUUCAUCAUUCUAUCUUGGGAGCUAAUACUCUGAGAUACUAAGUGCCCUCGGCUGUUACGAGAAUAAGAAUUAAGGAGUCUUGGUCUGAUAAGAAUGACUGAAUGAAAUUUAGUGUUCUGCAGUACUGUUGGUUUAUUAUGUGUGAUACACCAGACAUCAUACAACAUAUGUGUGAUUAGAGUUAUCCCUUUUGACCCUGCCUCCUGAUUAAAUGAGAGGCAAGUAAAUUAAUUGUUAGAGGACAAAUUAACCUAGAGCAACUGUACUGUCAUUUUUGAUGUGCAUGUAAAUAGAGCUUGAAACUGGCAAAGUCAUCUUGCUACAAAAUUAUCCUUAUUGGCAGUGUAGAAUGUUAAUUAACCCAUAGGAAUCAAUGUGCAGAAAUAAACCCAAACAGUUGAGAUGUCUUGUUAUCAGUACAGUAUAGCUUUCUACUCUGAACGUCUAUUUGAAAAAAAAAAAAAAAUUAAGGGAUCAUUUUAGUUUCUGAAGUACAAAUAUUCUAGUGUAGGGAAUGUGUGAUUACUUUUUUGUACAUUUCAGAAUUGUGUAUUAAACCUUAUAUAAAAUGGUUUGCUUUAGACUUUGUUCUGAAAUGUGAUAUGUUUGCCAUAGUUGUAUAUGCCUGUUUAUGGCAGAAACAGGUUUUGCUUAGACUUCUGUGUGUGCAUGUUUUACGUGAAAAUUUUUGUAGCACAAAUACAAUACAUCUUAGAAUUUUAAUGAUGACUGUGCAGUUUGACUGCACAGAACUGAAUCUUUCUCAUUAAGAGAACAGUUGCAAAGGAAUGCACCGGCACUAAAUUUGCCAUUUAAUGGCUGCAGCAUACUAACAGAAUGCAUCCUAUCAAAUGUGGUGUUAGUAGGUCCUUCAAAGUAAUUAAGAAUACCUUUUAAUCAGUGUGAAAAUCAAAAGUUGGUUGUUUACACAUCUAGACACAGAGAGAGCUCAGACAAGUUUUACAAGGCUCAUAUUACUCAAGAGGAGUCACAUCCUGUGUUCAGUAGAGAAAUGGAAUUUUUUGUGCACUUUUAGUGCCAUUCAGCAUCAGUUACAGCAAGGAAGUUUACAGGCAAAAUUUUGUUUAACAUUAGAAAUAGUUAAAAAGCAUAGUCAUACUCUCUGAGAAUAAAAUUAAUUUAUGGCAGUUGUUUUCCACAGAAAUUUUAAGUGUAAUCCAGCAAUGUGCGCUUGCAGAAUCAGACCUCUUUAAAAAGCUGAGGCCACGGCUUUUAGAAAUAAUGACUACUUAAUAGUGACAUUUAUUUCCCAGGUAUUUCUGAAUUCACCAGCAGGAGUCAUGUUCAGAGAAGAUGGUGGUCAAAACAGAAGUGUCAAUAUUAAACUUUUCUGUUACAUAAUCUCAAACACUCAGAUGCCUCAAAAGUGUAGGCACCAUAAUUGGAACCCAAGCACAAGCUGCUGAACUAUUUUCAAGGCAGAGAAAAUGCAAUUACAGAAUACAUUGAACUGGAAGGGCAUUAUGUAAUCAAAACACAGGAGAGCUCACUGAUGUAAACAAUUAUUAUUUGGAUGGCAUCUUAAGUAUAUUAUAAACUUAAAGCAAACUCUAUUAAAACUGGAAAAAAAAUCUUCCACUUAUCUCUAGUAAGUGUUCUGUUUAAACUCUUUGUAUUGUGGUCUAUGAAAUCACCUUUCAGUGACUUCUAGACCAUCCUCCAGAAGGUAUUUUAUGUGAGAUCCGUGGAAUUGAGUUACAUAUAGUAUACAUGGCCAAUAAAGAGCAUCCAUUAAAACCUGAAAUAAUCUUAAAUAUUCCUUUUAUACCAGUUUGCUAGGAAUAAAGUGCAAAAAAGUGACACCUACAUCAUUCUGUAGUGUCCAAUACUGAAUAGAAAGUCUUUUUAAGUUAAAAGUGCAUAAAUGUAUUUGUAGAAAUCUAGCCAAAAAAAGCCAUUCUAGCUAUGAGAGCAAAUUCUCAAAAAAAGCAGGGAAUGGUUAAUAACUAUAUAAUCACACUAUUUUUAUAAAAAUAUACAGCUCAGAUAUUCAAAAGACAGCCUAAAAUAAAUUAUAAUAAUAUAAAAAUUUAAAUAGGAACCAAAGCAUUGCCAUUUAUAUUGCCAAAGGAGGCACUUUGUAUUUUAAAACAUAGGAAAUUAAGUCCCCAGAAGUGUUAUCCAUACUUUUUUAAAAUUAAGGAUGUAGAUAUUUUCAAAGCUGUUUUUGAUGUUUAACAGUACAGAUUUGUUUUUUGUUGUUUGAGAAAUUUGUAGUAAGUAAUAGCACAGGCUUUUUUUCCAGAUAGGAUUUUCUUCACAGUACUGCUUGCAGUAGAAAUAACGCUAACCCUAGUAGGUGUUUCUCUUCUUAUUUUCAUAGUCAUAAUUAUGUCUUAGCAUCUCAUUUUGUGAAAAGAGGAAGAUAAACACCUAUCUCUGGGGCCCUCUUCAUUUAAGCACUACUUUACUAAAUGCAAAUUAUGGCAAUCAGGGCGUCAGUUUAUGUAUUGCCUUUCUAGAAGAAACCAUGAUGCCUUUGUAUUUGCUGUUUGCACCCCUAAAAUCAAUUCCGUAUGUUUGAAUGCCAUAUGUUUUGCACAUUGUACUGUAUAUAUGUAAUGCAUACUGUAUUUUUAUAUGUGUACUACAUUUAUCAAAUAUUUUGUACAUAGUGGCAAUAUUGUAGCUACUGAGGAAAUGUUUGAUAUUCAGCAUUUUUGCUAAGUGUCUCAAAUAAAAAAGGAAAACUGUG